GUGGUUGCCGUGGUGACCGGCGGCCCUGCGGUCGCCAGGUAACGGUGGCGGCUGUGUGGGCUACGCGGUGCUGGCGGCUGAGGCCGCGGAGAUCCUGGCCCGAGCCCACGCCGGGCUCUGUGGGUCUGAGCUGCGAUAGCUGCGGCGGCAGCAGUGAUCCCGCCGACGGGCUUGGAGGAUGGGGUGUCUCGGGCUCGCGGGGAAGGCGCAGGGGAGGCGGUGGUGGAGCGCGGGCCCGGCGCGGCCUACCACAUGUUCGUGGUGAUGGAGGACCUGGUGGAGAAGCUGAAACUGCUCCGCUACGAGGAAGAGCUCCUCCGAAAGAGCAAUCUGAAGCCCCCGUCCAGACACUACUUUGCUCUGCCUACCAACCCAGGUGAGCAGUUCUACAUGUUUUGCACUCUUGCUGCUUGGCUGAUCAACAAAACAGGGCGUACCUUUGAGCAGCCUCAAGAAUACGACGAUCCCAAUGCAACUAUAUCUAACAUACUCUCCGAGCUUCGCUCAUUUGGGAGGACUGCAGAUUUUCCUCCUUCAAAACUAAAGUCUGGUUAUGGAGAACAUGUAUGCUAUGUUCUUGAUUGUUUAGCUGAAGAAGCAUUAAAAUAUAUUGGUUUCACUUGGAAAAGGCCAUCAUAUCCAGUGGAAGAAUUAGAAGAAGAAACUGUCCCGGAAGAUGAUGCAGAAUUAACAUUGAGUAAAGUGGAUGAAGAAUUUGUGGAAGAGGAGACAGAUAAUGAAGAAAACUUCAUUGAUCUCAACGUUUUAAAGGCCCAGACCUAUCGCUUGGACACAAACGAGUCUGCCAAACAAGAAGAUAUUUUGGAGUCUACGACAGAUGCUGCGGAAUGGAGUCUAGAAGUCGAGCGUGUACUACCGCAACUGAAAGUCACGAUCAGGACUGACAAUAAG
This is a messenger RNA of Cricetulus griseus (Chinese hamster), 912 nucleotides long. The record is from RefSeq and is a predicted model, not a curated record. NCBI's taxonomy places the organism in Eukaryota, Metazoa, Chordata, Mammalia, Rodentia, Cricetidae.